AUGCGUCGCGCUAUUUCUCGUUGGUUGUUGUUACGUCACAUUCUCGUUGCGCCUUGUUGCUUCACGUUGAUUCUCAUUGGUUCUCGUUGCGUCACGUUGCGUCUCGUUGCGUCGCGCCAGUUUUCGUUGGUUAGUAUUACUUCACGUUGCCUCGCGCUGUGUCUCGUUGGAUCUCGUUGCGUCGUUCUGAAUCUUGUUGCGCGUCGUUGCGUCGUGUUGAAUCUUGUUGCGUCUUGUUGCGUCACAAUGAUUCUCAUUGGUUCUUGUUGCGUCAUAUUACGUCGCUUUAUUUCUCGUUGCGUCGGGCUGAAGCCUGUUGCGUCUCGUUACAUCGCGUUGAUUCUGGUUGGUUCUCGUUGCGUGUCAAUGCAACCUGCCGAAUCUUGUUGCUCUUCGUUGCAUCAUGCCGUUCCUCGUUGCGUCUCGUUGCGUCGUCUUGAAUCUUAUUGCGUCUCGUUGCAUCACGCUAUUUCUCAUUGCGUUUCGUUGCGUCGUUCUAAAUCUUGUAACAUUAUGUUGCGUCCUCUUGAAUCUUGUUGCGUUUCGUUGCAUCGCGCUAUUUCUCGUUGCGUUUCGUUGCGUGUUUCUAAAUCUUGUAACGUUUUGUUGCGUCCUCUUGAAUCUUGUUGCUCUUCGUUGCAUCAUGCUGUUCUUCGUUGCGUCUCGUUGCGUCGUUUUAAAUCUUGUUGCGUCUCGUUGCGUCGUCUUGAAUCUUGUUGCGUCUCGUUGCAUCGCGCUAUUUCUCGUUGCGUUUCGUUGCGUUUUUCUAAAUCUUGUAACGUCUCGUUGCGUCAGCUUGAAUCUUGUUGCGUUUCGUUGCGUCGCGCUGUUUCUCGUUGCGUCUCAUUGCCUCUCUUUGUGUCGCGUUGUGUCGUUCUUUUCUAG
This is a messenger RNA of Protopolystoma xenopodis, 885 nucleotides long. The record is from the annotation of a GenBank genome assembly. NCBI's taxonomy places the organism in Eukaryota, Metazoa, Platyhelminthes, Monogenea, Polystomatidea, Polystomatidae.